Hypanus sabinus (Atlantic stingray) is the source of this 9665-nucleotide messenger RNA. Its product is annotated as syntaphilin-like. Gene Ontology annotation, biological process: synapse maturation; axonal transport of mitochondrion. The coding region runs from base 348 to 1712 and encodes 454 amino acids. The transcript is spliced from 7 exons. The record is from RefSeq and is a predicted model, not a curated record. Gene Ontology annotation, cellular component: cytoplasmic microtubule; vesicle. Lineage: Eukaryota; Metazoa; Chordata; Chondrichthyes; Myliobatiformes; Dasyatidae.
GAUUCGCCCUCCCUCCCAGAGGUAACCUCGUCAAGCAGGGCUCCGGCACAGUCGGUGGAAAAAUGUUGGUUUCAUCUGCUGACACCACAGUUUCAGAUUAGUCUGUGUGACACAAUGUCUGUGUUCCAUCAGCCUGCUCUCUACAGCCCACAACCUACAGACUGAGAAAAGCACACACCUCCUUCUUCAGGGAGAGACAUUGGUGUCCCUGGAUCGAAUUCCAGACUGAACACGGUGACUGAAGACCAUGAGGGCAGUGGGUUGUCUGUGCCAGCCCAGGAUGAGGGACUGAAGUCUGGAGAAAAGCACAAGCCUUGGUUGUCUGGUGGUUCCCGACAGUGACCCCCAUGUCAGGAUCAGGAAGCAGAAGACCUUCAGCACCACGGAGUCGGGGCCUCCACGGAAGAAGAGGCUUCUCCUCCCUGUUUAAGGCGGCGUUGGCCCCUGCGUCGGCGCCGCACGAGACACAGCCCCUGCUCCGGCCCUCCAGACGCAGCUCCCCGCCUGUUGGCCCACGAGACGCCUGCACCGCAUCUUCCCUCAGCAGCAGCAGCAACUCCGGUUCCUACAAGGGCAGUGACAGCAGCCCCACACCCAGACGAUCCAGUAAGUAUUCAUCCUGCAGUGAGAAUCACGGCAUCAAACCCCCAAGCCCGGAGCAGUACCUGACACCACUACAGCAAAAGGAGGUCUGCAUCCGACACCUGAGGGCAAAGCUGAAAGAGACAGAGGAGAGGCUGGAUGAGAGGGGCAUCGAGGUGGAGGACCUGAAGAUGCAGUUGUCACGGAUGCAGGAGGACUGGAUCGAGGAAGAAUGCCACCGCGUGGAGGCCCAGCUGUCACUGAAGGAGGCCAGGAAGGAGAUCAAACAGCUGAAGCAGGUGAUCGAGACAGUGAAGAACAACUUAGUGGAGAAAGACAAGGGCAUCCAGAAGUACUUCAUUGACAUCAACAUUCAGAACAAGAAACUGGAGACCUUGCUGCAGAGUAUGGAGUUGGCCCAGGAUGGGGCCUCUCAGUCCACCUCUGGCUCCCCGGCCAAAUCCCUGACCCGAAGCUCGACCUACACCAAGCUGAGUGAGCGGGUGGCUGACCUCCAGACCGCUGAGGGUUUCCCGGCUCCUCACCACAGCUCCCUGGCCUCCGGGAUGGAUCGUACCCUGGAGGGUCUUAGUUUUUCGGUCCGGCCUGGGGCAUUGUUGGGCCAGGAGCCCGAGGAAGCGGCCUGCAGGCCUGGCCCCCAGCAGGUUGCCCUUCGGGACCAGAGUGUCCAGACUGACCACGCCACCUGCCAACCCGACCUGGAGGUCAUCGCCGAGAAGGUGCUGAAGUCCGGUGCCUGCAGCCCGUGUAGCCUCACCUCGGAAGGAGAGGCUCCGGAGAUCCUCCCUGGCCAGCAGACGCCGGGCACGAGGCUGGUUGAUAGGCAGUCAGCCACAGGGGGGCUGGUGGAGAUCUCGGGCCAGGCAGUGCCGGUGGAAUCUGAUGGCUGGCUGACCCACUGGAGCCACCACUACAUUGUGGACCUGCUGGCGGUGACUAUUCCGGCCGUCCCCACCCUUGCUUGGAUCUUCAGCACUCAGCAGGGUAGUUCUCAGCCCCUCUACAACAUCGGCAUGCUGCUGCGUUGCUGCUGUGUCAUCGCUCUACAUUCCUUGCGCCGACUGAACAACAGUCCACCUUCACCUCGCUGUCCCCGUUUCCCAUCCUAGCUCUACCUCACCUCUGUCCCAGCUUCACCCUGUUGUCCACCUGACCCCCCCAUCACUGACCCAUCAUAGAUCCCACCCUUCAUUUUAUAGAGAUACAGGCCCUUCCAGCCCAUUGCGCCCACGCUGGUCAAUUACACCCUUGUGAUGAAAUAACCUACUCACCUGCACGUCUUUGGACUGUGGGAGGAAACUGGAGCCCCUGGACAAAGCCAUGUGGUCAUGGGGAAAAUAUUCAAACUUCUUACAGACAGUCGCAGGAAUCGAUCCCAGGUUACUACUCUGCCCCAACCAUAGACCUCCCCUGGGUCCCUUUCAUUUUCCCUUCUCUGGCAUCCCCUCCCUAUUCCUUACCCUAACUUGUCCCACUGGGUUCCCUAUCCCAGUCCCCAGCCGUCUCCCCAGUCCCAGAUGGUCAUGAUCAAAUGGCAAGGCAGAAUUGAUGGGCCGAGUGAACCAUCAGCUCCGAUGUCUUAUAGGAUCUCUAUCAUUGCCUAUCCAAGCUCAGUAGCUCUUCUUGAUGUCCCGCCAUCAUCUAAAACCCCUUGACACUCAUUCCAGCACACACCAACAUUAUCUCCCCACCCUUCCAAACAGUACCCCCCACUCCAAUCCUCAUUCACCUUCUCCAUUAUUUCAGAAACAAUUUCAUACCAUUCCCAUGCUCUGAUCUGGCCCCUUUGUAUAAACAUUAACAAUUCAUUCAUACGCCCAAAUAUAUAGAAAUAUGUGUAAAUAUAUAUAUGUAUAUAUAAUAGAGAUAAAUAACUAAUCUAAAGUGUCUAAUGGAUCUUAUCAUCACAAAACUCUUGUGACCAUUUCCAUCAGAGUUCAUUGUUAUAAUUAGUCAAAGACAAUUCAUCAAAGCAUUUUUAAUACGUUUCUGUCAAUAACACAUCUACAAACUGGCACCUUCACUCCGUUAAUGCACUGGAUCAGUUGCUGGCACUUGUUCCCUGUCAUCUGGUGCCGAUCUUCAAUGAUCCCUUUUAACCAUGAUCGAUAUCUGAUUGUAGUUUGUAGACAAUCUCUUCCCACCCUUUUUGUGGCGACAACCAUAUUUAUAUAUUUAUCGAUUGUUUGCACAUUUUUAACAACUUUACCUUUGUGACAUGUUUGCACUUUGCUGUGUUGCUUCUGGGAGGUGGAAGAGCAGGGUUUUUGUACUCCCAGCUGCAAGAUCAGACUUGCUGUGAAUCAUCGCUGUGGUAAACCUGCCAAUCUACUCAAGAAAGGAGAUGGAAUUCCUCCCACAAUAUAUCUCAAUCCAAAGCAAUCUCUGGGCUCCUUCCUUGGCUCUGGCAAGCAGCCAGUGGUAGACUCGUGGCUUCUUAUCACGGGAAUGGUUUGAGGCUUGACAAAGAUUCAGAUGCAGAUUAAUUUUUCACAUGCACAGGUUUCUUAUCCACUGCUAAAUCAGAAUGUUGGAUUACAUUCACUGGGCUUGUUCUCUUGGGACAUGAGAGACUACAGAUGCUGCAAUACAGAGCAGGACACAAAAUGCCGGUGUUUGUGGACAGAAAUGGACAGCUGAUGUUUUGGGUCAACUGUCCUUUGUAGAUGUUGCCUAACCUACGGAGUUUCUCCAGCAUUCUGUGCAAUGUUUUGUAUUCCUGGGAAUAUGCAGGAAGUGUUUUAAACUAUAAUAAAAUCUCAUAGGUCUACAGCACAGAAACAGACCCUUUGGCCCAUCUGGUUCAUGACAAAAAACUGUUAUUCUGCCUAGUCCCUUUGAUGCCCACCUGGACCAUAGCUUUCCUACCCCUGUCAUCCAUAUACAUCCAGAAUUCUCUUAAAAGCUGCAAUCAAACCUUCAUCCACCACUUCUGCUGGCAACUCUCAUCACUCUCUAUGUGAAGAAGUUCCCUGUUGGAUUCCCCUUAAAUAUUUUAUCUUGCACCUUUAACCGAUGACCUUUAGUUCUAGUCUCACCCAACUUCAGUAGAAAAAGCCUGCCUAUCUAUGCCCCUCAUAAUUUCAUAUAGCUCUAUCAACUCUCCCCUCAUUCUUCUACACUCUAGGGAAUAAAGUCCUAACCUAUUCAACCUUUCCCUAUAACUGAGGACUUAAGCUCUGUCAACGUUGUUGUAAAUUUUCUCUACACUCUUUCAACCUUAUUUACAUCUUUCCUGUAGGUAGGUGACCAAGACUGCACACAAUACUCCAAAUUAGGCCUCACCAAUGUUCUAACCAACUUCAGAGUAACAUCCUAACUCCUGUACUCAAUACUCUGAUCUGUGAAGGCAAGUUUACCAACCCUUGCUAACAGGUCAAAAGUGGUCAGGGAGCAGUAAGUCAUGUGAUCAUUCAGCUUUGAUACCCUUGCCCAAGUCAAUUAAUUUACCCUUGGUGAGGAUCCAUUCCUUGUUUGGGAGAUUUAGCUCAUGGGUAGAAAUCAUUUAAGACCCAUGGAAAUGGAAUUGAGAUGGAUUCUGUAGGUAAGAUUGGAAAGAAUGGAUUAUCAGACUUUUUAAUGAAAGUCUUAAAUAGUUGGGGUGGUGGGGUGGAGAUAUGUCUCUACCAAAGGAGGUGUAGGACAUUCCUUCCCUCUGCUAGCCUACCCUUGGGCAAGGUGUAGCACCUGUUUAGCACCCCACCCCCUCCUCUGAUGAGGCUCACAUGAAGCCACAGGAGCAGGUGGUGGAUGGAUAUAUGAGCAGCUGGUGUGUAUCACAAGUCUUGGUUAUAUGACCACUGGCUAAAAAUCUGCUCCUAUGUCUUAUGGUCUUGAGUACUCUUAGUUUAGGGGUAGAAUUUCCCAACAUUCUGUCCUGAUGAAGGGUCUCGGCCCAAAACAUUGGCUCUUUAUUCCUCUCCAUAGAUGCUGCUUGACGUUUUGAGUUCCUCCUACAUUUUAUGUGUGCUGCUCUGGAUUUCCAGCAUCUCCAGAAUCUCGUGUUUAAAAUUUUCUGAUGGGUUGUUUAUAAAUGUUCAGAGAGAAAUCAAUAUACCACUGUUUAAAAUUGCAUUUUCACUAAUACAGCAUUAUAUUUCUAAUUCUUUUUGUGGGAUGUCGGAAGGAUAGCAUUUUUGCACCAUCUCCCUGAUGUCCUUGACAGAGGAUCACAGCGACCCAUUGGCAUUGGUUGUGGUGACGGUGCCAUGUAUUGAAAUAUUGAAACAUUCACCACAGUAGAACGUUGACACCUGGUCAGAUGAGGGUGGCAAGUAGCUUCGAGGGGAGGAUGUGUCCUUAGAAGUUGAAUGUGUUCUUCACUUCCUCAAUCCUAGUGGACAUGCUCAAAUGUUGAGAUCUUCCUUUGUUAACUUGGUGCCUGGUCUGGGAGGCUAGAGAACUGGCCAGAAGAGUGAUCAUAACAUUUGGUAAUGUCUUUGUUUUGUGUUUGGUUGAGUCUUGUUUAUUACGUGUGUGUGCGUGUGUGUGUGUGUCAAUGUUCCCUCUAUUUUUUUUCCAGCUGUGAACAGGAAAUUUUUACGCGGCCUGAGAACUGCACGGCACUUUAAAUGCUUUUUUUGUAAUAUGCAUACUAUGAAUAUUCAGAAUGAGAAUUGAAAAAUCACAUGCUUUUGAUUUUAUUAAUUGAAGAGUAUAAUGAAAUACAGUACUACUAUCCUUUCCUGUCAGAUUCCUUCUUCUCCAGCCCUUGACCUUUCCCACCUAACUGGCUUUAUAUAUCAUCUUUCAUCUAGCCUCCUUCCCCUACCCCCAUCUUUUUUAUUCUAGCAUCUUUCCCCUUCCUCCUUAUUCCUAGAGAAGGGUCUCUGCCCAAAACAUUGACUAUCUAUCAUUUCAGUAGAUACUGCCUGACAUGCUAAGUUUCUCCAGCAUUUUGUGUGUUGCUUUGGAUUUUCAGCACCUGCAGACUUUCUCGUGUUUAUAAAGAAAAUCUUGCGUUUCAUAAACUUUUAAACUUAGAUGGUGUCGGUGCUCAGCAGGCGUUGGUUUAUUAACAGUGAGAUACUAACUUCCAUACUGUGUUUAUUGUUACAAUUUGUAACAGUGCUGUAACUUGAAACACAAUGUAAAUACGUUGAAGCUCUAAAAUGUUUCAAAGUAAAUGUGGUAUGUUUAUUUAGAAAAUUUAUGGAUUGUAUUGAUUAAUACAUAAUUACAGGAUGUUUCACAAUUAUAUCAACAUAAAUUUCAAAAUUAUAUGAACAUAAUUUCAAAUCUAGAUUAACAUUAUUCAAAAGAAAAUUCCAGCUGCAUGGUAACAAAGGCUAUGUGCGUGGGAGAAUUUCAGAUACUGCAUGGCUGCACACUCAUGCAGCUUAGAGGGAACAGUAGUGUGUGUGUGUCAUUGUGUGUUUCUAUGUGUGUGCACACAAGAAACUGGGUGCCAGCUGUUGUUGAAGGUUUCUAUGAAGCAGUCUAACACUGAACCCAGUGCAGUCUGACAGAUAACUGAGGGGCUUCAUCGCUGUUACUGUCUUAUCACUUGUACCACUGACUCUGUAGCAUUGAGUAUCCUGUACCUGAAAUAAACACCUGAAACCUCUAGGCUCCUUGUCUAAGUGGUGCAGAGACAAAAACAUCAAGGUAUGUGAAAUAUUGUCAGGAAACACUAAGUAUAUGGUGAACCUUACCUUGGGAGAGGAGCUGUUAACCCAAUGAUGUUCAAGAUGUUAAUCCUUUUUAUUCUUGCUUCAGAAGGUGUAAGUGUUGAGAGCUUGCCCCACAGCUUCAAGGGGAGCUUCUACCUUGCUGUUAUAAAAUGCAGGACAUUUUGCAGUUGCUGAAAAUCUAGAACAACACAUACAAAAUGUUGGAAGACUUCAGAAGGUCAGAAAACAUCAGUCCUGAUGAGUCUCUGCACAAAAUGUUGAUUGUCAUUCCCCUUCAUAGAAGUUGCCUGAUCUGUUGAGUUCCGCCAGCAGUGUUUUGUGUGUUCUCAAGAUUUCCAGCAUCUUCAGAAUCUCUUGUGUUUAUGAUCUGCUGUUUCAAUGCAAAGUCUUUUCAAGGUACUGUUUGGCUGUUCUGGAGAAGUUUAAAUUUUCCUUCUUCUCCUCUACCUUAUUAUUCUGGCUUCUUCUUCCCACUUCCUUUCCAGUCUUGAUGAAGGAUCUUGGUGCAGUGUCAGCUGAUUUAUUUUUCCCCUCCAUAGAUGCUGCCUGGCCUACUGAGUUCCUCCAGCAUGAUGCAUGUUUUGCUCAAGAUUUCUAGCACCUACAGAAUCUGUUAUGGCUCCUCGCAUUUAAUCUAUUAUCCUCUUAACACCUCACUAUUUCAGACCCUAAAUAAGACCAUAGGGCAUAGGAGUAGAAUUAGGCCAUUUGGUUCAUUGAGUCUGCUCCAUCACUCAAUCUCAUUUAAUUUAUUAUCCUCUCAACCCCAUUCUCAUGCCUUCUCCCUGUAACCUUUGACACCCUGACUAAUGAAGAAGCUAUCAGCCUCUGCUUUAAAUAUACCCAAUGACUUGGCUUCCACAGCCGCUUGUGGCAGUGGAUUCCACAGAUUCACCACUCUCGACUAAGGAGAUUCCUCCUCAUCUCUGUUCUAAAGGGACAUCCUUAAAUUUUGAAGUUGUGCCCUCUGGUCCGAGACUCCCCUACUAUGGGAUGAGGAGUAAAUUCUUUUGCCCAAGGGUGGUGAUUGACAAGGACAUAAAGGGUAAUGGGAGAAGACAGGAGAAUGGGGUUGAGCAGGAUAAUAAAUCAGCCAUGAUGGAAUGAUGAAGCACUUGAUGGGCCAAAUGGCCUAAUUCUGCUCCUGUUUCUUAAGGUCUAAGAGAGUGAAUUUUGGAAUUAAUAUGAGCAAUAUAGUCAGGAAAACUGAUUAGAUUGAUUCCAUAAGGUGCCACAUAAUCAGUUAUUACAUGGCAUUUUUGUCUACACUCUUAUAACUUGGAUUGGAACCGCUAUACAGACAAAAUAAUGCUGCAGCUAAGCCUUAUGGUCUUCACCAGAGUGGGCUUUGUUGUGGACAAUGUGUUAAAGUAAUGCUCAGUGUUAUGGGAAGCACAGCAGUUAGUGUCACACUUACAGCGCCGGUGAUUUGGGCUCAAUUCCUGUCAGUAAGGAGUUUCAUGGUCUCCCUGUGACUCUGCGGGUUUCCUCCACAUUCCAAAGACGUACGGUUAGAGUGAGUGAGUUGUGGGCAUGUUGCAUUGGUGCCUGAGCAUGGUGAAGCUUGUGGGCUGCCCUCAGCACAAUCCUUGGAAAAUGUGGGUUGUUGAUGCAAAACGAUGCAUUUCACUGUGAGUUUCUAUGUGCACGUGACAAAUAAAGCUAUUUUUCUUUGUGUCUCACUGAUCAAUCUGUGGUUGAAGAGAUUCGGAAACAGGCAGACAGUUACACUCAGCUAAACUGGAAGCAGAGUAUAUGCUCAUCCUGUCAAUGUGACAGUACUCUGAGGUUAAAAAUCAGUUUCCUGUCUGUGGAUGAAGAAAAGUCUGCCUCUCAGUGUUAAAGAGACUGAGUUUCUCUAAAGGUUUAUCCUUAAACCAACCUCAACACGACAAGUUAGCACAAUGCUGCUUGUGGGAGCUGUGUGUAAGCUGGUCGCCCUACCUCAUUACAGCAGCAGUUUUACACUGUUAGUGAUCAAGGGCUCUGAGAGAAACCCAAGAACACCACUUUGUAAAGAGUGUUAUUCUUUAUGGCCAACUUCUAGCUUCAAAGUUUGUCACCAGCCUUUUGAGAGGACUAGAAUAUUCUGCUCCUAAACCUACGGUGUAAGAUGGUGCACAAGGUAAGGGGAUAUCACAAGGUGCCACAUGAAUCAUAUAUAUGUAUUUAUUUUUAUUUAUUGAGAUACAGUGUGGUGGAACAUGCCCUUCAAGCUGUAUUGCCCAGCAAUAACCCGAUUUAACCCUUGCCUAAUCACAGGACAAAUUAACCUACGGAUAAGUCUUUGGAUUGUGGGAGGAAAUUGGAGUCCCAGAGGAAACCCGUGUGGUCACAGGGAGAAUGUACAAACUCCUUAGAGGCAGUGGCGGGAAUUGAACCCAGGUCUCCUGUACUCUAAAGCAUUGUGGUAACCACUACACCAGCAGCACUAGUGCCUUUGUCUUCACCAGUUUAUAGCUUGGAUUGGAACUGCUAUGCAGACAAAAUAAUAGCAAACUUCUGUAUAUUUGUAUGAUUUUACUGAUUAACCUGAUGAUCGUUCUGUUGAAGGGUCUCAGCCCGAAAUGUCAAUUGUUUAUUCAUUUCCAUAGAUGCUGCCUGACUUGCUGAGUUCCUCCAGCAUUGUGUGUGUGUUACUCUGGAUUUCCAGCAUCUGCAGAGUCUCUUGUGUUUAUGAUUAACAUUCUGCUUUUUAACUACAUUUAAACGUUACAUGGAAACAGGAACAGCAUUUCACAUGCGGAGAUCCGGAAUCCUUUGCCAAGAAUUAGUUUUUGGUGUGAGAGGAUCAGUCAGCUUGGACAGGUAUAGAAGAGGCCUGUGUGCAGUUUCUACUGAGUGCUGUGAGCCAUUUCCCCCUGCCUUGCUGCUGGAACAGGCAAGUUUGUAAAUGAAUUGAUUCCCUUUCAGUUAUUGCUUCGGUUGGACCCUUUAACUUCCAAAACAGAAAUCCUAAAGGUCAGUUCAAAUGGCCAGUUGCUGGGCCUGUGACUUCAGCUAUCAGGCAGUUUGCAUCACCGUUGAUCAUAGUUCAAAUUGUGUUAUCUGAUUGUGUUCCUUUUUAACUAACAAAUGUCAUUGGUUUACAACAGCAGUUCCCAACCUGGAGUCCACAAACCCCUUGCUUAAUGUCCAUGGCCCAAGAAAGUUUGCAAACCCCUGGUUUACAAUAUGCAACAUUCCACUUUAGUAAAAUUAAGAGUUGUUAACCAUUCUUGUUGGUUAUUGAUAUUUGGAAUAUACUGGCAUGGAAACACCAAUGUCCAGGAACACAAAAGUCUACAGGAAGUGGUGGAUGCAGCCCGGUCCAUCACAGGUAAGGCUCUCCCCACCAUUGAGCACAUCUAUAAGGAGCAUUGCCACAGGAAAGCAGCAUCCAUCAUCAAGGACCCCCACGAUCUUGGCCAUGCUCUCUUCUGCCUAAUA